GAAGGAGGCUCCCCCGCGGGACAGCGAGCGAGCGAGCGCGGGGCAGGGCAGGGGGAUCCCGGCGCGGAGGCGGGGGAUCUCUCCGGCUGGCCGGGCUACAGCGCUUUGCUCAGCCUGCCUGCGGCAGCGGCUCCCAAGUUGGCGGAGGACUCGCGCGCCCUGCCCGGGCUGCCCGCUGCCUUCCCCGCCCAGCCCGCCGGGCAUGGCGCCCUAGCCUGGCGCAGGGGCGAGCCGCGAGCCAUGGCCAACACCAGCGAGGCGCAGCUCGAGAAGGCGCUGGGGGGCCCGGCACUGCCCGCGGACUGCCAGGAGACGGAGCAGCUGCUCUUCUCCAGCGAGGGCAAGGGGGUCCGAGGCUCCAAGUCCUUCUCGGGGACCCUGGCCAGCGACAAGUCCCUGGAGACGGAGCAGAACGGCCACAGCCUGCCCUACAAGACCGUGUCCGCCGGGCACCUGGAGACGGCCUCGCACUCGCCCUCCCGGAUCAGCCUGGGGCGGGCAUCCUCCACCGCCACCACCAGCGCCCAGGAACAGGGCCGGCCGCUGGAUUAUCUGGUGCUGGCCAUCUUCUCCUGCUUCUGCCCCGUCUGGCCCAUUAACAUCGUGGCCUUGGUCUUUUCCAUCAUGUCAAGGAACAGCGGACAGCAGGGGGACAUGGACGGGGCUCGGAGACUCGGGCGCAUGGCCAGGCUGCUCAGCAUAGUCUCCAUUGUCCUGGGAAUCCUCAUCAUUGUGCUCUACUGUUCGCUCAAUUUCACAGUUUUUCAGAAGACCAAUUAGCAUGAAAAUACCUUGAAGAAGAGGAAGACGUCUUUCCUUCCCAGGAUUUUAAUUUUACCCUUGCAGCAACGUUACAAUUUAGAAGGGCGGCCUUAGGAAACAUCUCUUCUGGAGCGUCGUCCAAGGGAGUGCAUGCAUUUAUUUCACAGCCUCUUGGAAAAUGAUUUCAUACCAACCAAAACAACUGGAGAACACAGCAGCUCGACCAGGACUGGGAGCGGGGUUCGAAUCCCAAGCAGACGUGGAACAGAGGGAGAUCCGCUACCGCACUCCUGAUCGGUAAUGAAGAUGUUGGGUGGGAGGGAGAACAUGACAAACAGGGGACGAGGGGAGAACUUAAUGAUGAGGUUUAUUAAAGAACCCGAAAUUUAAUUUUUUUUUAAAAAAAGGAGAGAACGGGACAUUUGAGGAAACUUCUUCACAAAUUUGGGACAAAUCCAGUUUUUUGUAUCGAUGAAUUCUCAGUCUCUACGAAAAAGCUCCAGCUGCUGUCGGGAGAUGAAAUCGAUUCAGUGAGAGGAAAAAGGAGAGUGCCACUACAGGGGGACAUCGCAUGCACCUUUCUGCAGCUCCGGCCAAAACUACAGCGAAAG
Messenger RNA from Malaclemys terrapin pileata, 1373 nucleotides. It is a transcript of the gene TRARG1, whose product is annotated as trafficking regulator of GLUT4 (SLC2A4) 1. The record is from RefSeq and is a predicted model, not a curated record. Gene Ontology annotation, cellular component: membrane. Bases 241 to 780 code for a protein of 179 amino acids. Lineage: Eukaryota; Metazoa; Chordata; Testudines; Emydidae. The transcript has 3 exons.